AUGACGCAGCAUUCUGACACUGAUGCGGCUCACAUGUCGGCGCUAUCCUCUGGCCAUCUAUCUAGUAGGAGCGGGGCGUCGUCUUUGAUCUACAGAUUGAAACAAAGUCGACAUUUAUGGCCAGUCAUUAACAUCGUGAGCGUAGUCGUGUGGAUAUGGUCAUUGGCGGGAACCUUCCAUUGCUCUUUCAUCAUGGCAGAACAUGUUGCAUUGGGUGUUUCAACUUCGGCGAAUGCUACAAUGACUUCCGUAAACGUUGACAUUGUAGACCAUCCUGUUGGCCUUGGUUUGUUUUCGACCUCGGUUUAUGACAUGGAUGCCAAUCUACUCGGCUGCGUAGCCUACUAUGGGAGCGGGGAUGAAUUCGAUGGGGCAUUCCGGGCUGCACGGACUUUUGGAAUGAUCACAACUCUUUCAACUACCGUUGCCAUGAUUUGUGUGACUUUGGUGACACUCUUCAUCGAACCACGACCUCUGAAAGCCAACCUUUGGUCGGUCGCACGUUUCCUCUUCUUUACCGCCUUUCUGUGCCAAUUGUUAAGCUUUCUCGCGUUUGGGCGUGAUCUGUGCAAUCGCUCUGAUAUGGAAUGUCGGCCUGGACCGGCCAGUAUAUUGAGCAUCUUUAAUCUGUUCAUGCUAGGUUCGCUCAGCGCCUUGAUCUACGCGGUACCACCUGUUUCGAAGCCUCUCUUCCUGUUUCGGAAGAAAAAGAAACCCAUGAGUGUCAUUGACAUGGCUCAACAAGACGACGACGACGACCUGGGAUCUGAAAAGUUUGAAAUCUUGUCCAACCCAGGGCAACACUCGUCAGCUUCGUCACAGAAAAGACUAAAGGGUGCCGCAGGUGAAGUGGGUGAUCUAGACAGUGAAUGUGGGGGAGCAUCACUUGGCAAAUCAAACACUCCGAAUGUUGUCAUGGAAGGCAUUGAAUGCGUAGCAGCUGAUCAUAUGCGCCACAAGAAACCAAAGAGUGCAUGGGAACGAUUCACCCAUCGGUACUACGCCAUUAGAGAUCGUCCUGGGAUUCGGACAAUGAUCGCAAUCACUCUCUGUCUUUCGUGGGUUUUCACAAUGGUCGAGACAACGCGUUGUACCUUCCUACUUGUAGGCGCCACGGGGCAAGAACGAAACGAACUUAGCGGUCUUGGACUCUUCAAUCGAGCCUACUACGUGAACGAUGACAUCUUGGGUUGCAUUGCAUAUCCGUCAGCGGCAAAGACCGAGUUUGAUGGCGCCUUUGAGGUAGGCAGGGCCUUUGGCAUGAUGACCCUUCUCCUCAUGACAGCAUCCUUCCUCUCGUUUUGUGCCUUGCAUGCGUUUUUUGAGCCUUCUCACAACAAGAAGCUGGCCUGGUGGUGCUUGACCCAAUUGACCCUUCCGGCAGCCGUGUUUGCGCAGCUGAUUACCUUUGCAGCUUUUGAAACACAAGCCUGCACCAGGUCCGACAACGUAGACUGCGUGGCCGGAAUUGCCGGUAUCUUUGGCAUCCUCAAUGUCUUCUUAGUGAUUCCAUUGGCGAUUGUCAUCUUUGCAAUUCCCUGCCCUUCCAAGCCCAUCCUUCGCAUGCGGACCACGCCUCAGAGGGUCCCAAAACAGCGUCCGCGUCAGCGAUCACUCUGCUGGAGUGGCCUGGAUGAUGGAGUUCGAAUCCGCAGUGGCGCAACAACCAGAGGCGGCGCCAAGGAGGAAAGUGUCGAGGUGACGAAUGUGAUUGUCGAAGAACUGGAAGGAUUGCGAAAGACUACAAGAGAAACCCAUCACUCAGAUGGGACAACCACAAUCACAACGACCAUUGAAGAGUACGACAAUGCUAACGGCAAUCCUUCCUCGACGGAUGCUCGCGUGCCAGAUCCAACAUCCACAACAUCCGGCGGGCUCCCAUCCUCGGACUACAUUUCUACUUCUCUUAGUUGGGAUUCUCGUGCCAGCUUGGAGCAGUUUGAGACAGUGGAAAUGGACUAUGCCUCCAUCGUCGAGACUUCAUCGAGUGGUAGAGACAAUUCCACCACUAAAACUUCGCCUCGCGACAUGCGAAAUGCCACAAAGUGUUGUUUGGUUCAGCAAACAGCCAUGUCAAUCCUCCAGGAAAUGCACGAGGAGGACGAAGCCCAAAAAAGGCAGCAACAGGUGGCGAAGCAGCCCCCGCUUGUGCGGUCGCGAAUUGCCUUGGCACAAUCGAGGGCAUCCCCGAGUAUGAACCGGAGCAACAAGACCACUUCUUCCACGAACAACACGAUGGAACCUUCCCAUUCCGUUUCGACGUCGGAACCACCGUUGACGUUCAAAGCGGACGAGUCUACACCUUCCAAGAAAACCAUAUUGACGACCCGGGGUGGCCGUGUCUACCCCCGAAGUACCACUAGCUCCGACGCUGUGGGUCUGAACGACCCUGACGACGAUACCAUUGACGACGACUUUUUCGCGGCAUCCAGGUUCAGCUCCAAAGUAUCCACUGCCUGUCACAGUACUAGCGAAGAUGAUGGUAUCACAUUCAAUACGGGUGAAUAUGCGGUCAAUAAUGACAGCGUCAAAGUGGCGUAUCAGGGCCGAAAGAAGAAGCGUUCGGACCCUUAA
This is a messenger RNA of Seminavis robusta, 2574 nucleotides long. Lineage: Eukaryota; Bacillariophyta; Bacillariophyceae; Naviculales; Naviculaceae. The record is from the annotation of a GenBank genome assembly.